Colletotrichum higginsianum IMI 349063 is the source of this 468-nucleotide messenger RNA. RefSeq lists its product as uncharacterized. Bases 1 to 468 code for a protein of 155 amino acids. The transcript has a single exon. Lineage: Eukaryota; Fungi; Ascomycota; Sordariomycetes; Glomerellales; Glomerellaceae. The record is from RefSeq and is a predicted model, not a curated record.
AUGGUUUCGUCAAACCGCGCGACGAGACGAACUCUUGUGGAUACGCGCUACGAGUUUUCUCCGUCCCAGCCCUCUCCGCCCUCGGUACCCGUGUACCAGAAGGAUUUCUUUGCUUCAGCAUUGCUUCAAUCCCACCUCGUCCCAGUCGACUCGAUACGUCUCCGCGACACCCACAAAGACAAAAGACACCCGCCGUGCGUGACCAACCCCUCCCCAUCCCCGCUUGACAAGGUCGGCCGAAGACCGCGCUCCGGGCGGUCGACAUUCCGCACUUUCCGUGUCAUGCAGAACGCCCGACGAACGCGACUCGGAACCCGCCACCGGCCAGAUUUGCAGCGGCGGCGUCGACAGCCGAUUCCGAUACCGCGAAACAGGAGGCUUGGCAUGCUCGAUCGUCUGCCCUCUCUAUCUCUUGUCUCUCUCUCUUCCUUCGUAGAGUUCACGGGCUGGGGCUCCGGUGCUUAUUAA